AUGUCCCCCGAGGAGCUCGCCGCCCUGCUCUGUGGGGAAGGGGACGAGCGCCUCUCCCAGCAGGAAUUUCCAGCAGCCACAGCUUUUUACCUGGCUGCCUUCAGCUGCUGCGCCCCCACAGCAGUGCAGAGAGUGAACUCCAUGGCCCACGGGCUCUGGGAGAGAGUGGUGGCCACCUUGGAGGCCUGGUGCCAAGGCAAGGCUCAAAUCCCCAAAAUCCAGAGCAGGAACCUGGCCGUGGUGUCCCUCAGCGUGGGAAUAGCUGCGAUCUUCCUGUCCACCCUGAUCCCAAACAACGUGGUGGCCUCAGUGUACGAGCUGGAGGCCCUGCUGAGGCGAGGGUGCUCGGAGGAGGUGGUGAGGAAAUGCAAUGUCCUGCUGGAGGCUAACCCGAGGGGUUCCAUGGAGCUGCUGCUGCUGAGGGCGCUGGCACGGGUGCUCUCGGGGACACAGGCUGGGAAGGGAAUCGUGGAUUAUGUCCAAGCCUUUGUGCUGCACCAAACUGAGGCAGCAGCCUACGUGUGCAGCCGGCAAAGGGAGCACCUGCCCCAGGUCGUCCAGGCUUUCUCUGAUCAUCUCUCCACGUGCCAGGAGGGAAGCCCAGGCUGCAGCUCCUCGGAGCAGUGGCUGGGUGACUGCUACAGAUUCCUGGCUGCGGUGGCACCUGGGCACACCUGGGUGUGCAGGGCACGGGCAGCCCGCCUCCGAAAAACAGGAGAGUUUCAGGAGUGUGUGGCUGUUUGCACCAAGGCCCUUGAGGGCUUCUCAGCUGAGAAUCUCAGAGGUGAGGACGUUCUGGCUCUGCUCCUGGAACGAGCUGCUGCGUAUUUCUUCCUGGGAGGAUGCACGCAGGAAAUGAUGCAGGAUUUAGCAGCAGCCUUUGCAGCAGACCCUGCCCAGGCAAUGAAAGGCUUUGAAGAGCUUUUCUCACCCUGUGAUGCUGAAAAGAUCGAGGAGCAGGCCAGAGCUGCCCUGGAGGGGAGGUUUGGAGCCUACAGGGAGGCUGUGCAUGCUCGGGCUGAGCUCAGGGGCACCCGUGGCACUGAGCUGCUCCCUCCUGUCAUCCAGACAAUCCAGCUGCUCCUGCACAUCUGCCCAGGAUCCAGCCGGGAGCUCAGGGUCCGGCUGGCAGACUGUCACCUCCUGCAGGGACAAGCCAGGGCCGCCCUGGACAUGUGUGAGCAGCUGCUGACAGCAGAGCAGAGCACUUACCACAACACCCUGCUGGCACUGCGAGGCUUCUGCUCCCUCCACGCCCAGGACCACCACGGAGCCCUGCAGGACUUCCAGAGGGUCAUCGAGCACGAGUCCCCACAUCCCAGCAGCUGCAUCAAAGCCCUGUGUGGGCGUGGGCUGAUCCGCAUUUCUGGUGGCAGCAAUUACUUGACAGCCCUGGAUUAUAUCACAGCUUGCCAGCUAAAGCUGGAUGAAACCAUCUUCACCAUCAAGUCCUACGUGCCGUGGAACCAGAGGGGAUUGCUGCUGAAGGUCCUCCAGGAGGAAGGACAGAUGAUGCUCCAGAAGAAGAGGUACCCAGGAGGCAGCUCCGUUUCCUUUCAGAAAAAGCAAACAGGGCUGUGCACAUUCCUAACCUUGAAGGUAGAUGCCCCAGGGGUUUUCCAGCUGGCUUCUCUCUUGGUGGAGCUGGACAGCUCUGAUGAGGCAUCCCGGAUCCUGUGUGCUGAUGCCCUGUACCAGAUGGGCCGUGGGGAAGAAGCCCACGAGAUUCUGUCACUGGCCCUCUCCAGAAACCCCCAGAGGGCUCCUGUGCUGGCCAGGCUGGCACUGCUGCAGCUCAAGAGAGGCUUUGUGUACGAUGGCAACCAGCUGCUGAGGAGGCUGAUCAGAACUGGAGACUCCUCCUGCCUCCUGCCAGUGCUGGACAUUUUCCAGGACGAGGACCGAGAGCUGCUGCAGAGCCACUGCCGCUGGCGAGCCCUGGCCAUCCUGAAGGGCAAGCAGGAGGCUGCUGCCAUCAAAGAGGCCAUUGCCCACCUGUCCUUUGCCAUUCUUGCUGCAGGUGGUUAUGCUGAGGAUUGCCUCCUCACCAGGGCUCGAUGCUAUGGACGCCUUGGGCAGAUGAAAACUGCAAUUUUUGAUUUUAAUGCUGUCCUGAAGGAGGAUCCCAGGAAUGUGCAAGCUCUGAGCGGCCGAGGUUUUGUUCACCUCGCUCUGAGGCAGCAGAAGGAGGCAGUGCAAGAUCUGAUCUCAGCACUGCAGGUGGAGGCAGGAGCAGUGAUCCCAGCAAUCCUGUCCUUGAAGCCUGAAGCCCAAGGCUUGGUCACUGGGUGGCUCCUCCAGCAUGGCAGGGCCACUCUCAGCGAGCUCGUGGCCACCAAAGAAGUCCCAGGAGAAGAAACCCUUGGGAACCUUCUGACAGUGGCAAAAGCACUGACCAAAAUCUGCAGGGCUGCACAACAUCAUAUCUUCUACACUGAUGUUUUGAUGGCAAAUGGAAGGCACCAAGAGGCCCUCAAGCACCUGCAGGAAGCCUUUGGCCCCUGUCCUGCUGAGGACUUUGCCAGGGCUCGCUUGGCUGUGCUGCAGCUGCAGAGCAGGAACGUGGCAGGAGCAGCUGCCCCGCUCAGUGCCCUGGCCAGGAGAGAUGAGAAGGACUUGGCCUUUCUCCUGAACUUUGUAGACACCAAACAACAGCAGCAUCUUGCUCAGGCAGCAGCCCAGGAAGGGAAGGUGCUGAUGAAAGGCCAUGACCACCAGCAGGCUCUGGGCUACCACAGCCUGGCUGUGCUGGCCAGCAGGGCCAGCCCCAGGUACCUGAGGCACAGAGCUGCCUGCCUGAUGCACCUGAAAAAAUAUGAAAAAGCUCUGAAAGACAUGGAAAAAGUGAUCCAAGGGCAUGGCUGUAACAGCCCAAAAACACAGGCUGGGGACCACUGCUGCCAGGGCUUCCUGCUGCUGGCCCUGGCUCGGGAGGAGGCAGCAGUGCAGCACUACAUGCAAUGCCUGUCAGCACCUCUUCGUUCCGGGUACACGGUGCUUUGA
Molecule: messenger RNA, 3003 nt
Organism: Haemorhous mexicanus (house finch)
Lineage: Eukaryota; Metazoa; Chordata; Aves; Passeriformes; Fringillidae
Gene: TTC34
Product: tetratricopeptide repeat domain 34
Exons: 8
Coding region: 1-3003 (1000 amino acids)
Molecular function (GO): protein binding
Source: RefSeq, a predicted model, not a curated record